Leptinotarsa decemlineata (Colorado potato beetle) is the source of this 1428-nucleotide messenger RNA. RefSeq lists its product as uncharacterized. Gene Ontology annotation, biological process: regulation of DNA-templated transcription. The record is from RefSeq and is a predicted model, not a curated record. Gene Ontology annotation, molecular function: zinc ion binding; DNA binding. NCBI's taxonomy places the organism in Eukaryota, Metazoa, Arthropoda, Insecta, Coleoptera, Chrysomelidae. Gene Ontology annotation, cellular component: nucleus.
AUGAUAUUCAUUUUGACAUUUAUAAUAAAAUGUCAAAUUUACCAGCAAAAUUUAGAUAAUUCUUAUUCAGUACUUAUUAUAUAACAAAAUUAUAUGUGAAAUGAUUGGAUAUUGAAGUCUGUUAAAAUUCAGUAGAAAUCAUGACAAAAGUAUGUCGAAUGUGUUUACAAAAAUUACAGAGAGGUUCCAAAUAUUUCAAUAUCAAUGCUGUCGAGUCAUUCACGGGAUUUAUGCCCUACCGAGAUCAAUUAACCACUUGCAUCCCAGAAAUGGCUUUGGAUCUCAUACCCAAUCCAGUUAUAUGUAAUACAUGUCGAACAGCUCUCAAGUCGGCCUAUGAUUUCAAGUCUCGCUGCCUGAUUAUUGAAAGGAAAAUUCAGCAAUACAUCGAAGGUCAAUCUGAUACAGAAGAAAUAAACUAUGACCUGUCUAGAAUACCUGCCACUGAUUUACCCCCAUUAAACAGAUAUCCAUUUUUGCAAAACGAAUUUGAACAAGAAGAGAGAACACAGAUCUCAGAAGAAACAAAAAUACUUAUUCAGAAAGAAGUAACUUUACCUAGAACAGGAGAAAUUGAAAUUGUUCAUGUGCGAGGUCGAAAAAGAAAACCUUUCACUGAAGAAACUAAAUCAUUGAAUUGUUCAAGAUGUGGUAUGAAUUUUCCCGAUGUUCGUAAAUUGUUAUUGCACAAAGCUGUGCACGGAGAUGAUUUUGUUUGCAAUUUUUGCAACAUGACUUUCAAGAGUUUACAGUAUUUGCGGAAACACAACAAUAUCUGUUCAAAAUCAUCAAAUUCAACUGAACCAACGUCCUCAAUUUUAACAAGGAGACCUCAUUUACCAACAAAAGCAAAAAAUCAUUUGAAACGCUGGCUCUUUCGUCACACAGAUCAUCCAUACCCAACAGAUCAUGAGAAACAAAUGCUCAUGCAGGAAACUAACCUAUCUUUGCUUCAAGUUGAGAAUUGGUUUAUUAACGCCAGGAGGAGAAUUCUACAGGAUUUAACAAAACUGAAAAAACUGAAAGGAGGCGAUCAUGAUGAUAUAAAUGAAUGCGCUAUAGGUCUGGAAAUGGAGUUGGAAGAAAUAGUUACCUCAGAGUCUCCUCCCCUUGUUGGGGAAUCAAUAUUAGAUCCAUUAGAAGAAGUGAACUUACCUGCUCCAUCGAAUGUAAUGAUCAAAGAAGAUCCUGAUGUAGACGAAGAGAGUUUGGAUAUAUCUGAGGUUAAAACUGAGUUAGUCGAUGACCGGUAAUUCAGUCUCAAAAUCGUUGAAAGUAAACAACUGAUUUGAUUGUUCAUAGGAGCUUCACAAAAAUAUUGAAUUACUCAGCUAUCCUGUUGAUUCAAUUUUUAGUUUUUUGAUCAAAGUAAUGUUUUUAUUUACAAAUUGUUUAAUCUGUAAAUUCGUAAAAGAUUGGUGUAUUGAA